This is a messenger RNA of Chiloscyllium plagiosum (whitespotted bambooshark), 2878 nucleotides long. NCBI's taxonomy places the organism in Eukaryota, Metazoa, Chordata, Chondrichthyes, Orectolobiformes, Hemiscylliidae. The record is from RefSeq and is a predicted model, not a curated record.
GCGAGAGGGACCAAGCCAAAGUGAUCCAGCUGCAACUGAGAGAUUCUGGUGCUGUCUGAAGACUCUUCUUCCCUGGGUUACAGUGUGCUCAGUGUCAGGUCCAGCAGAAUUGGAGAAGAAAGUGAUUGGGAUUGUGUUGAGUCAUUUUUGACAGGAUACCAUCUCUGUAACCUGUGCGUGCUCCUUGAGAUUACUGUUGAUCUUACAUUGAAUCCACUGGGUGUUCACAGUGACAUGAAGAUUUAUUUUGUCCUUGCAUUUCUCUUCAUAUGGCGUCAUCUGAGUGAAUUAGAAGGAAAAGUCAUUAAUGCUGCUGCAGGAAGUGAUGUUAAAUUCCCAGGACCAGAUAAUCCCCAAAACUAUAGAAGAGUAGUUUGGGUUUUCUCUGACCACAUACGUUCAGACAUUGUAGUGUUUACCAAAGAUUCUAAAACCAAUGUUGAAGUCAGAAAGAAGUACAAAAAUCGAAUUCAGUAUGAAGCACUAGACUUCUCCUUUGUACUGCAGAAUGUACAGGAACCUGACAGCGGUAUCUACAAUUUAAUUAGCCGUCGAUUUGCUCGCGUCAUAAAUGAAGUGACACUCCACGUGUUCAAACAGCUUGAUGAACCUGACAUAUCCAGCAAUUCCAGCCUGGAAGACAGUAUUAUUGCAUUAACCUGUAUAUUAUCAGGGAACAUCCAGUCUGUCAGAUGGCUUGCAAUAACAGGAGGUGCUUCUAAUACCCGAUACACAUUGAUCAAUAAUAACACAACUUUGGUCAUCAAAAACGCACAGAAAUCAGAUUCUGGCAUAUACGGUUGUUUCAUACAAAACCCGUUCAGUGAAUCCAGCGCCUUUUAUGAGCUGACAGUCAAAUAAUUUCCUUUGGUGCUGUGUUCUGCUCCAGCAACAUAUGAGAGAAUGAGUGAAUGAGGGGUCAAGGAUUGUCGGCAGCCAUUUAAUCACAAAGACCCCGUCACAUGAGUUGAAAACUGCUGUCACACACGUGAUCAGCACUGAUGUGUUCAUCUGACCAGGGCUGAUGUGCUCACCUGACUGGCAAUGAUGCGUUCACCUGACUGACACCGAUAUCUUUUCACUUGACUGACAUGGAUGUGUUCAUCUGACUGACACAGGUGUGCUUACCUGACUGACACUGAAGUGUUCACCUGACUAGCAGCGAUAUGUUCAUCUGACUGAUAAAGAAGUGUUCAUCUGAUGAGUGUCAAUGAUAGAUAUCGAUGUACACACUUGACUGGCACCAAUGUGUUCAUCUGACUGGCACUGAUGUGUUGAUCUGACUGACAGAGAUGUGAUCACCUGAUGGUUAACAAUGUGUUUACUUGACGGAUAUGGAUGUGUUCACCCGAUGGGCAUCAAUGUGUUUACCUGACAAGCAUUGAUGUGUUCACUUGGCUUACAUACAUGUAUUCACCUGAUGGGUAUCAAUGUGUUUACCUGACAGAUAUUGAACCAUUUACCUGACAAAUAUUGAUGUGCUCACAAGAUGGGCAUCAAUGUGUUCACCUGACGGGCAUCAAUAUGUUCACUUUGCUGAUAUAGAUGUGUUCAUCUGACUGGCACUGAUAUUUUUACCUGAUGGGUAUCGAUGUGUUUAACUGACAGACAUCGAUGUGUUCAUUUGGUUGUCACUAAUGUGUUCACCUGACUGGUAUUGAUGUGUUCACAUGACAUGCAUAAAUAAACUUAACUGAUAGGCAUUAAUCUAUUCAACAAACAGAAACCAAUGAUGUUCAAUAAUAUAUUCAGCUGUGAGUACAAAUUCCUUCACAAUCCAAGAUUUAUGUAUCUAAUAGUUGACCUAUUUGUGUCUAAGAUUGCGACCCAUAUGUUCAAAUGAUUGUUCACAAUGUGUACUGAUAUGUUCAACUGAUCAACGCUCUUCACAAGAAGCACUUUUAUUUUCAGGAUUGGUGAGACAGUGGCUCAGUGGUCAGCAGUGCUGCCCCACAAUGCCAAGGACCUGCAUUCAAUUCGCCCAACAAUUGGGUGACCAUUUGUUGAGUUUGUACAUUCUUCUUGUAUUUGCGUCGGUUUCUUCCGGGUGUUCUAGCUUCCUCCAUACUCUAAAGAUGUGCAGUUUAGGUAGAUUGGCCAUGCUAAAUUGUCCCUGGUGUCCAGGGAUAUGUAGGUUAUGGGAAAUGUAGGGUGAUAGGGAUAGGAUAGGGGUUGCAUCUGGGUAGGUUGCUCUUCAGAGGGUCGAACGGGCAAAUGGCCUCCUUCCACACAGUGGGGUUUCUAAGAUUCUAUAGCAUUCCACACAAUGUGCAAAAUUCUUUUCACAUAGAGUGCACCUUCAUAUUUCUCCCUUUGUAAAAGACAUUAAAAGUGUAAUGAAGAAGGGUCACUGCACCUGAAAUAUCAACUCUGUUUCUCUCUCCACUGAUGCUACCAGAACUGCGGAGUUUAUCCAGCAAUUUCUAUUUUAGUUUCAUAUUUCCAUAUUCACAUUUCUUUGUUUGAUAAAAUUCUCUUUUGCUUACCAGUGGGUACUAUUGACAUCAUUGUAGUGCAUGUAACAUAUGCUGUAAAGAUUAGUGGGAAGCCUUUAAAAACCAGCAGAAGAUAACUAAGAAAGUACGAAGGAGGGAAAAGUUGAGAUAUGAGUGUAAACUAGCCAAUAAUAUAAAGAUAAAUGCAAGAGACUUUCAAGAUAUCUGAAAGGUAAGAGUGGCAAGAGUGAUCAAUGGAUGCUGCAAAAUGAGGCUGGAGAAGUAGUAAUGGGGAACAGAGAAAUCAUGGAGGAACUGAAUAGGUACUUUGCAUCAAUGUUAUUAUUGACACGGCUGUGAACCCUUCUGUGAAUUAAACUAAACACUCAGAAAAGCUCUCUUCGCCUCGUAAUCUGUUAAAAUAUGAGUGGCAAAGAACUCCC